Debaryomyces hansenii CBS767 is the source of this 1701-nucleotide messenger RNA. It is a transcript of the gene SKN7, whose product is annotated as kinase-regulated stress-responsive transcription factor. NCBI's taxonomy places the organism in Eukaryota, Fungi, Ascomycota, Pichiomycetes, Serinales, Debaryomycetaceae. The coding region runs from base 1 to 1701 and encodes 566 amino acids. Gene Ontology annotation, biological process: regulation of DNA-templated transcription; phosphorelay signal transduction system. The transcript has a single exon. Gene Ontology annotation, molecular function: DNA-binding transcription factor activity; phosphorelay response regulator activity; sequence-specific DNA binding. The record is from RefSeq and is a predicted model, not a curated record.
AUGGCUAAUCGUCGCAUACCCAAGAGUGAAGAUUCGCUUAGCAAUUUACCCUCUACUGCAAGUUCUAACCAAAGUGGGUCGAAUGACUUUGUUAAGAAGUUAUUCCAGAUGUUACAGGAAGAUACGUACAAGGAUGUGGUCAAAUGGACAUCGAGCGGAGAUUCGUUUGUUGUGAUAAAUACCACCGAAUUCACCAAGGAAAUAUUACCCAGACAUUUCAAACACAGCAAUUUUGCUAGUUUCGUGAGGCAGUUGAACAAAUAUGACUUCCAUAAGGUGAAAAUACCCAACGAAGAAAAGCAAAGCUAUGAGUACGGGGAAGAUGCGUGGGAGUUUAAACAUCCUGAUUUUAGAAUCAACGAUCGCGAGUCUUUGGAGAACAUCAAACGUAAGAGUUCAAAGAAAUCAACGCAGAAUUAUAAUCCCAACGUGGCUAAUAGUGGGUCGAGUGUGGAUUCGUUCGGCUAUCAGAAUUUAAAAGAUGAGAUGGAUAACCUUAGACUGGAAAACAAAUCCUUGAAACAAGAUAUUAGUGUUUUGCAUACCAAAUAUAAAACUUUAGUUGAGAACAUUGUUUCAUUGAAGAGUUUCGAUGAGAAAUACUACAGAUCAAUGAGUGUAUUAAUCAAUUGUCUUGUUCAAGCAGGAAUCAAGAUGCCACCGUUGGACUUUCCAAAUCCAAAUGCAUUAUAUCCUCAAAAGCCCAAUGUUGCUGCUCAUCAACACUCACACUCACAUUCAAAUUCGAGUUCGUUGCCUCAACUAUCUCCACCUCUCUUAAGUCCAAAUGGAGGCACUGGACAACAAGGUGGGAUUGGUGUACCAUUAGGCAGUGGCUUGCCGGCUCAAAGAUUCGACCACAAUACAAUUUCCCAAGCUCACACUUUACAGCACCAAACACCGCUACAAACGAUACAUUCCCAGCCAAAUAAUCAACAAUCAACUAAGCAGACACCUCCUACUAAUGACAAUCUUAACUCUAAACCACAGUCGCCUCAUUUAAUGGGAGAGUCAACUAGUGGGUCUCCAUUAGUCGGCAAUCUGGGUUUAGAUGCAGCUAGCACAACUGCCCCAGUGAAUUCUCGAACAUCUUCUAUAUCAACAAAUCGUGUACCGCAACCGGCCAAUGGUGCAUCAACAGAUCAACCACAAGUAACAACAACCAAUUUGACCAAUCCAAAGUUUCACGUACUAUUGGUCGAGGAUGAUAAUGUUUGUAUUCAGCUAUGUCGUAAAUUUUUGGUCAAGUAUGGAUGCCAAGUGACAAUUGCCACCGAUGGAUUGAACGCUAUUUCCACAGUAGAACACACAAAGUAUGAUCUUGUUCUUAUGGAUAUUGUUAUGCCAAACUUGGAUGGUGCCACUGCUACGAGUGUAAUUAGAUCAUUUGAUACAAAAACUCCGAUAAUCGCAAUGACUGGUAAUAUUGAAGAUAAUGAUUUAGUGACAUAUUUGCAGAAUGGUAUGUCUGAUAUUUUGGCCAAGCCAUUUACUAAGGAUGACUUGUAUUCAAUCUUGAGCAAGCAUUUGUUAACGAGUACGGAUAGCGCAAGUGUCACUACUGAUGAACCCAGUGAAACAAUGAGCAGCUUACAAGGCCCUGCUCAGCAGACAUUAGUAUUGCCACAAGAAGUGCAACAGCAAGAUAGCAACGGAGAGCCUAUGCCAGAGCCACACAGUAAAAAACCACGACUAAUAUAG